CCGGUUUGAAAAUUAUGGGUUACGGCUACGUUUAGUUCGUUUCAUACUGGCACAAGUCCGAAUGAGAAUUUGAGUUAUUUAAUACACAGACUUAAAGACAGGUCGGGGGGACGAGUCACGAGCCCAAUACUAUUCUUGGCAAUAGCCUCGAUUUUUGUGUGCGACUCCGAGCAGCAACCAACGCUAAUAUUUUCGUUCCUGACAAUACCUGACAAACUGUUACGCCACACUGGAUUCUUGUUUUACGCCAGACGGUAAAUUCUGCAUCCCUUCCUCACGAGACACUGCAGCUGGAGCGCCGUCGUGGUGCAGACGCGGCGCAGAGAGAGAAUUUUCGAACGUGUUCGUCCAGCGCGGACCUCGGGGGGCGCUGGGAGGGUCCGACUCCGGCAGAGCGGGUUAUUACAGGGGUAUUUCAGGGAGGGACGGGCCAGUGUGAAUAACAGCGCAGUCAGGACUCGAGGAGGAGAUCGACCACCAUCCCGCCUCCUCAGUCAGUCCGUCCGAAGGGGAGCGCAGACACACGACAACUGAGCAUCUCAGCGCUUCAUACUCAUUCAUCGGGAAACUUGGACCGCUCGGCUCGCCGAAUCAAUCGGGCGCCGCGGGAAGGUGGUAAGAAGACAGCAGACGUUAAACACAGCACAGAGUCUUGACACGGACGCACAGCCGUCGUCCUCCCACGCCGGACAUGGAGCAGGAGCAUUUCGACGAGCGGGACAAGGCGCAGAGGCACCGCGGCGGCGGGAGCGGCGCGAGCGGCGGGAGCGCGCGGGCCAACGGGCUGCCGAGCCCGUCCCACAGCGCGCACUGCAGCCUGUACCGCGCGCGCACCCUCAAGACGCUCAGCUCCGAGAAGAAGGCCAAGAAGGUGCGCUUCUACCGCAACGGGGACCGCUACUUCAACGGCAUUGCGUACGCCGUGUCGCAGGAUCGCUUCCGCUCCUUCGACGCGCUGCUCGCCGACCUCACGCGCGCGCUCUCCGACAACGUGAACUUGCCACAGGGGGUGCGCGCCAUAUACGCCGCCGACGGGGGUAAGAAGAUAACGAGCAUCGAGCAGCUGGUGGAAGGUGAGAGCUAUGUGUGCAGUUCCAUAGAACCCUUCAAGAAGCUAGACUACACCAAGAAUGUGAACCCCAACUGGUCGGUAAAUGUGAAGACUUCCUCAUCCACCCGUGGACCCCCCUCCCUAGCUAGUUUUAAAGCCAAUGCCCCGGAAAUCCGGGAGAACAGGGACUUCAUCCGACCCAAGCUGGUGACCAUUGUCCGCAGCGGGGUCAAGCCCCGUAGGGCUGUGCGCAUCCUACUCAACAAGAAGACAGCCCACUCCUUUGAGCAGGUGCUCACUGACAUCACUGAUGCCAUCAAGCUUGACUCUGGGGUUGUCAAGAAGCUUUACACCCUUGAUGGAAAGCAGGUCACCUGCCUUCAGGACUUCUUUGGUGAGGAUGACAUCUUCAUCGCAUGUGGCCCUGAGAAAUACCGAUACCAGGACGACCUCCUGUUGGAUGAUAGCGAGUGCCGGGUGGUGAAGUCUACGUCCUGUGGCAAGAUUACCACUUCCCAGGCCAGGGUGUCCCCCAAAGGGACUGUGCCGACUCGCCAGAGUAAGUCCCCAGCCUCCAUCGGCUCAGUCAAUGGGACCCCAGGCAGCCAGCUGUCCACCCCCCACUCCGCCAAGUCCCCCAGCCCCUCCCCAACCAGCCCUGGGAGCCUUCAGAGACGCCGGGGGUCCCAGAACAACGGCUCCUCCCUGUCUCUGGCCUCCACCAAAGUCUGCAGCUCUGUAGAGGAGGGAGAAAGAGCAGUGACUGAAACUGAGUUGAUGGAUGAGUGUUCCCCUGUUCCUGCCUCCAUUGCUGAGAGGUACAAGGUGGGAAGGACCAUUGGUGACGGAAACUUUGCCGUAGUCCGGGAGUGCGUGGAGCGAUCGACUGGAAGGGAAUAUGCUCUGAAAAUCAUCAACAAAAGCAAAUGCAGAGGAAAGGAACACAUGAUCCAGAACGAGGUGUCGAUCCUCCGACGGGUAAAGCACCCCAACAUUGUGCUACUCAUUGAGGAGAUGGACACAUACAGUGAGCUGUACUUAGUCAUGGAGCUGGUCAAGGGGGGUGACCUCUUCGAUGCCAUCACCUCCACCAGUAAAUACACAGAGCGGGAUGCUAGUGGCAUGCUCUUCAACCUGGCCAAUGCCAUCAAGUACCUGCACAGCCUCAACAUUGUCCAUCGUGACAUUAAGCCAGAGAACCUGCUGGUCUACGAACACCAAGAUGGUAGCAAGUCCCUCAAGCUUGGUGAUUUUGGCUUGGCCACAGUGGUGGAUGGACCCCUGUACACUGUCUGUGGGACCCCCACAUAUGUAGCACCGGAGAUCAUCGCAGAGAGUGGAUAUGGCCUAAAGGUGGACAUCUGGGCUGCUGGUGUCAUCACCUACAUCCUGCUGUGUGGUUUCCCUCCGUUCCGUGGAAGUAGUGAAGACCAAGAAGUCCUCUUCGAUCAGAUUCUUAUGGGACAGCUAGAUUUUCCUUUACCAUACUGGGACAAUGUUUCAGACUCUGCAAAGGAGGUGAUCACCUGUAUGCUCCAGGUGGAUGUGGAUCAGCGUUACACCGCCUUGCAAGUACUGGAACAUCCCUGGGUCAACGAGGGUGGCUUGCCGGAGAACGAGCACCAGCUGUCUGUAGCAGGGAAGAUUAAGAAGCAUUUCAACACUGGUUCCAGUCCUGAUGGCACCACAGCUGGGGGAUCUGUCACUGAGCUCGACCACAGCUUAACCAUCCAGAGAUCCGGAUCUUUGGACUUCUAUCAGCACCCAGGAAUGUAUUGGAUAAGGCCGCCGCUGCUGAUAAGGAGGGGCAGGUUUUCGGAUGAGGAUGCCACUCGGAUGUGAUGGCGGCACCCUGUGCUCCACCCAGCAGCUUCGGUACCCUGUCACCUGCGCCGCACCGGAGUCCGACGACUUCUCCUCCAGCUCCUUCCAGACCGUCCGCUCGCUCCCACUGCCCCCCGCCCCACCCACAGGGGAAGAGAUGCAGGGGGGGGGUGAUGGGGGGGACAGAGGGAGGUGAAGGGAAAUGGGUAAAGCCAGCGACAUUGGGCAAGCACAGCAGUGUGAAGACAGCCCCGCCUGCCGGGUCAUGCCAGUGCACAGGGCUCCGCAGCGGAGGCUCAUACUCUGUAUAUUUGCCUCAUUUGUAUCUUACCAAUUAUUGUUCCUUACUGUAAGCUUAUUUUUCCUUUUUUUUUUUUUUUUUUACUUUACAGUUAACCAGAGAAUGAGGGAAAUGUACCAUUGAAAUGAAAUGUCAGUGAUUUAUUUUCCACUGUAUUUAAGUUCUUUCAUUGAGACUGACACUUGGGGGGUGCUCGAGUGACUGUGAUAUUUUAGAAUCAUGCCUUUACUCCCUGCCUGUCUGACCUCUUAUGGAAAAGACCUAUAUCAAUAGAUGAAGAAAUAUAUAUUUUUUAUUUAUAUCUAUGUAUCGUAUAUGAUAAAUCAAAUCUAUCAUUGUUGCUUUAAAACACGCAACAGCAUGCAUACAGUGCAGAAUCGACGUAAAAGUAUAUGUCAGUUUUCUGUGUGCUGCAGUACAUGCAUAACAUGACAUAUAUGGACGUGGCAAUCAGUGAUACGGUUUGCAAUAUAUGGAAUAUCUGCAGACGAGUUGCUUUUUCCAACGGGGGACCCUUCCCGAGUCAUUUUCUUUUCACUCCACGUGGACGUUUUCGGCACGAGGCCGGGCCCGUAAACGUCUCCUUCCCGAAAGCCGAGACGUCGAGACGUCUGUCAUAUUUGGAGCGAAGACAAAGCGGGGCCUUUUGUUGAGUCUGGCGCGGAGGGUGUGAGCGGAGGGUGACCGUGUGUCGGUCCACUCCCCGCUAGCAGAUGCCUUACACAUUUUGUAGAAACAAAACUCAGUGGCUGGCGAACUGUGUGUGUUUUGUGAAACUUGUCAAGUGUGAUUUUAGCAACGGUUUCACUCUGUGUACAUAAUAGGUUUAUUUUGAUAGCUGAACCUUUAUUUAUUUAUUUAUUUCUCUAUCUAUGAAAAGGACAAAAGGGCCCAUGUAAUCACAGCACCAGGUUGCACCGCAAACGCGCCAACACCUUCAGCUGCUGUGUGGAGGAGAGUGUAAAACGGGGGCGGGUCCUGGCCGGACCUUCCCGCAACCGCACGUGUCCGUCGCGCGCGCAUACAUGAUACGCACACAGGCACGCGCGACUCAACGGGGACGUGAUUGGGUGACGCACAGCUGCAGCAAACCGUCAAGGCGAAGUCCGCGCGCACCCGCCAGCACCAGCGCUGAAGAAGGAACUGCCGCAUUACUUAAAACUGUUUUUUUUUUUAACCACUUUGUACAUUUUGUUGACAUCGUUUUCAUUCUCGGUACGUUCCGGUGUAGGAUACGAACUGUAAAGAAAGAACAUGUAAAGACGGCACUGGCCCGUUUCAUUUAAGCACAGCACGUUCAGUGAAUCAUCUUUGACAGGAAACAGCGCCGCCCAGCGGACAGGUCUGUCCUAUCAUGUCGUGGCUUCAGCGCGAAGGUUCUCCAAAGCGCCGCUAAGCUGCACCG
This is a messenger RNA of Scleropages formosus (Asian bonytongue), 4581 nucleotides long. RefSeq names its product doublecortin-like kinase 1a (gene dclk1a). The coding region runs from base 692 to 2893 and encodes 733 amino acids. The transcript is spliced from 17 exons. Gene Ontology annotation, molecular function: ATP binding; protein kinase activity. NCBI's taxonomy places the organism in Eukaryota, Metazoa, Chordata, Actinopteri, Osteoglossiformes, Osteoglossidae. The record is from RefSeq and is a predicted model, not a curated record. Gene Ontology annotation, biological process: intracellular signal transduction; protein phosphorylation.